UGUUCUGUGGAAAUCCAAGACCUCACAGAGACAUUGAAAAGCCACUUCAGAGGACGCAGCACCUUCAGAGAGCUACACGUGUUCUGAGCUGGCUAUCUGGCGGGAUUAAGGCUUCUUUCACGGAGUUUAGGACAGAACAGCUUCGGUGAUGCAGUCCCACCCAGUGCUGAUCUUCUCGCUGGUCUUGGCAGUGCUGCCCGGCGCGGAGCCCGAGUCCUCCUACCAGGGCGCGCUGCCCCAUCCAAACAAAUACAACCCCAAUGAAUCGGAGCGGUGCGUGCAGCCGCCCAUCAGCGGGCUGAUCAGCCGCGGCAUGGGGCCCGUCAGCUCCACGGACGAGGUGCUGGAGUCCAGCCAGGAGGCCCUGCACGUCACGGAGCGCCGGUACCUGCGGCUGGACUGGUGCAAGACGCAGCCGCUGAAGCAGACGCUGCACGAAGACGGCUGCCUGAGCCGCACCAUCAUCAACCGCUUCUGCUACGGCCAGUGCAACUCCUUCUACAUCCCCAGGCACAUGUACGAGGACGGGAACGCCUUCCAGUCCUGCUCCGUGUGCAAGCCCAAAACCUUCAGCACCGUCACGUACACGCUGUUCUGCCCGGGACAGAUUCCCAGUACGCGGAGGAAACGGGUGCAGCGCGUAAAGCAGUGCCGCUGCACCACCGUCAACCUGGACUAGACUGCUGUAUACGCGGAGCGGAGGGAAUACAGGAGGGACUUUGCUCUUACAAAUAAGACAAUGCUUUGGACAGCGAGUAAGGAACUUACGGAAGAGUAUUAGGGCCAUGCAGGAGAAAAUAUAUUUGAGAGGGGAAGAUUUUUUUGUAUUGUGCACUUCGAGAAAAAGUCGAAAUGUCGAGAAAAAAGUCGAAAUGUUGAGAAAAAAGUCGAAAUGUUGGGAAAAAAGUCGAAAUUUCGUGAAUAAAGUUGAAAUUUUGUGGAAAAAAAGGUGAAAUUUCGACUUUUUCUUCUCGAAACUGUAUUUCAACAUUAUUCUCGAAAAGUCGAAAUGUCGAGAAAAAAGUCGAAAUGUCGAGAUUAAUGUUGAAAUACAAUUUCGAGAAAAAAGUCGAAAUGUCGAGAAAAAGUCGAAAUGUCGAGAUUAAUGUUGAAAUACAGUUUCGAGAAAAAAGUCGAAAUGUCGAGAAAAAAGUCGAAAUGUCGAGAUUAAUGUUGAAAUACAGUUUCGAGAAGAAAAAGUCGAAAUUUCGCCUUUUUUUCAAAAAAUUUCAACUUUAUUCACGAAAUUUUGACUUUUUUCCCAACAUUUCGACUUUUUUCUCAACAUUUCGACUUUUUUCUCGAAAUUGUACUUCAACAUUAAUCUCGACAUUUCGACUUUUUUCUCGACAAUUCGACUUUUUUCUCGAAGUGCAUGAUGAAAAAAAAAUCUUCCUCCUCUCCAAUAUUAUUUUUAUUUUUCUCCUGCCUGGCCCUAAUACUCUUCCGUAAGGAACUCAAUAGAGCCUUUAUUGUUAUUAUUUUAAUAAAUUAAAAACUGUAAUGAUCAAGGAAAUAGAUCCAUCCGUCUACCGUGUAGUAGACAUCAGUGGUUGAUUCAGGGGCCCUGCGCCCUCUGAGUCUUCACCUGCAGAUAUAAAUGUGUCAAAGUUACCACAAAUCCCGCAAAUUACCAUUCAUGCUUGUGUGAGCAGUUUUGGAUUUUGGUAGAUUCUUGUUUCAAACGUAGAAACACUUCGGGAUGGUUUGUGAUGUUUGUUGCAUGCAGGCUGAUGUGGGACUUGAGAUAAAACUUAAAAGGAUGCGUCUUCAGAAGUUGUUUCCACUGUGUGGGAUGUGAAGCUGAACAUUGCUGGUUUACUAUUUUAUAUAUGUCUAUAUGUUUUUUUUUCUAUUUUACAACCUGCACUGUUAAAUGCCACUUAAAUUUGAUGACUAUGUAUUAUUUGUGUAUCAAGCAUUUUAAUACAACUUGUAAUAAAAUAGCGUUCAACAUU
Cololabis saira (Pacific saury) is the source of this 1958-nucleotide messenger RNA. It is a transcript of the gene grem1a, whose product is annotated as gremlin 1a, DAN family BMP antagonist. Lineage: Eukaryota; Metazoa; Chordata; Actinopteri; Beloniformes; Belonidae. The record is from RefSeq and is a predicted model, not a curated record. Bases 149 to 679 code for a protein of 176 amino acids. Gene Ontology annotation, molecular function: BMP binding; receptor ligand activity. Gene Ontology annotation, biological process: animal organ morphogenesis. The transcript has 2 exons.